Dissoconium aciculare CBS 342.82 is the source of this 3012-nucleotide messenger RNA. RefSeq lists its product as uncharacterized. Gene Ontology annotation, biological process: positive regulation of transcription by RNA polymerase II; aromatic amino acid catabolic process. Gene Ontology annotation, cellular component: nucleus. NCBI's taxonomy places the organism in Eukaryota, Fungi, Ascomycota, Dothideomycetes, Mycosphaerellales, Dissoconiaceae. Gene Ontology annotation, molecular function: zinc ion binding; DNA-binding transcription factor activity, RNA polymerase II-specific. The transcript is spliced from 4 exons. The record is from RefSeq and is a predicted model, not a curated record. Bases 1 to 3012 code for a protein of 1003 amino acids.
AUGCUUGGUCCCUCGUCGACCGAUGUGCACCGCCACCCAGGUCGUCACAUACCAAUCGUCAAAUCGCGCGGAGGGGAUACUGACAUCACCAUCGCAGCCUGUAUCCCAUGUCGCCAGCGCAAAGUGAAAUGCGACCUGGGCUCCGUCGACAACCCACACGACCCUCCAUGCGGCCGCUGCCGGCGAGAGUCGAAGCAGUGCUAUUUCGCAUCCGAACGGCGCAAGCGGAGAAAGACGGGUGACCCCUCGGCAUCGGAGAACGGAGAAGAUGGACUGGUGGAGAUCCGUAACGGCACGCGCAAACGGGUCAGGGCUUCGGUGGAACACGAUGAUCAGCCCGACGAGGACAAGUUCGAUCGGCCUCGGACCCCCGGCGGCAGCAUCGGCCAGCAUCGGCCUUUGCGCAGGCCGACCUCCUCGAAGCCUUUGCAAUAUAACGAGGAAGACGAGAAGAUCAGCGAUCCCACGACCGCUUUGCUCCAACAUCUCGAACUGCAUUCGGGUCACGAUGCACUGAAUAUGUUGCAUGCUGCCGCCACCACCAUUCAAAAUCAAGCCAACAGCGAAUCGAGGGCCGCCUCGGGCGGAGUCGCUACCCAUUCGACUCAUCCCAUCGGGUCCCCAGGCAGUCGGAGGACGACGAACGUGAAACAGUCAAACGGUUCAAAUCGGUUACCUCCCCGGAACGAUUCUCUGGGGAACCGUUUCGACCGCGCAAGCGUGCCACUCGCCACGAUCGAUCAGUCCCCCCAGAGCAUUUUCGGCAUCAAAGCCUGGUCCAGAUUUCGCUUCGUGAAAGCAGGAUGGUUCACUGCCGAAGAGGGCAUUGCGUACAUCACAUACUUCUACAAGUACCUCAAUCCACUCACUCCGAUCACGUUGCCCAACUUCUGCAGCCCGGAGAAGCAUCGGAAACUUCUCGAGGAGGAGCCGAUGCUCGCCCUGACGAUGCUCCUCAUUGCUUCGCGCCAUAUGAAAUUGAAGGGCCCCGGGAGCCACAGUCGACCCUACGCCAUCCAUGACACCCUCUGGACGUAUCUCUCCGGUAUGAUCUCCCGGGUCAUGUGGGGUCAAGAACAAUUUGGUGGCGGACUAUGCGGCGCCGGAGCCGAGGCGGCCAGUGAUGUCAAUCCGCUCUCACGGAAAGGCAUGCGUACGUUGGGGUCAGUGGAGUCGUUGAUACUGCUUACGGAGUGGCAUCCGAGGGCGAUGCAUUUUCCACCCUCACAGGACGACAACGAACUGAUGCAACCCGAACCCGCGUCCGGCCAGGCUGAUGCGAGCGACGUGAACGGGACGUCCAAGGGCAUCGGUGGACAACGCAUGGAUGCAUGGCUUGAGCCAUGCUGGCGAUCGGAUCGAAUGUGUUGGUCGCUCUUGGGUAUGGCUAUGACACUCGCAUUCGAAAUCGGCAUUUUCGACUCCAGUGGCUGGCAGCGUCAUGUGAGACCUGCCGGCGGUCAAAACCUCUCUCCCGACCAGCUCGAAGCGUACAAUAUCCGUCGCGCCAACGUCCGCGAUGUGCUUCUGGUUUACGUCACGCAGACCAGCGGGCGGCUUGGGCUCACGUCCAUGCUUCCCUCCUCGUAUAACGACCCUGGGGAGAGCGAGCUGCACAACCGGCGGAUCGGCCCCAACGAUAGCCCUCACGAUGCUACCCUCCACUUCUGGCUUCGCAUGGCUACACUCGUGAAACAAGGCAACACCAAAGUGUUCCCCAACAAAGACGCCACUCGAAACCUCAUCCGUACGAAGAAAUACCGCCAAGUCCUCGCAGAGCUCCAGCCUCCGCUCGAGGCGUGGCGGAGAGACUUUGACGCAUGCAAACAAAUCCCCAAGCUGAUGCGGAGCAUCCUCUUGAUCGAAUGGGAAUAUGCUCGCGCAUACGUGAUGUCUCUGUCGCUUCAGGCGAUCGCUGAACGGUGCGCCAGGGAUGAUGUCCAUCCCAUGGACCCUCCCCUGGAAAUGGCACGAUCUGUGACCAAAGCCGGCGACAUCCCGAUGACGCCCGCCGCGUUGUCGCAACACUUCAGCGGCGAGAGGAGUUUCGUCGUCAAGGUCGCGGAGAGCGCUCGCAGUGUCCUGAAGAUCGUCGUCGAGGACCUUUAUCCCAACGACGCUCUGAAGCAUGCUCCCGUCCGGACUUACUUCCGCAUCAUCUCCGUCGCCAUCCUCAUGUUCAAGACGUUCGUCCUCGGCGCGUUCGAAAGUGAUGUGUCCGGCUCGCUCAGCCUGCUCGAUCAGACCAUCGAUGCGCUCCGGACGUGCAUCGUCGAUGAUGUCCACGUCGCCAGCCGCUUCGCCGAACUCCUCGAGACGCUGACCAACAACCUCAAACCUCGCCUCGUCCGUAUGGCAGCCGACGGCCGCGGCGGUCGGACAGCGGCGAGUCGUCGCCACAGCAGUCGAGCCAGCCCCGUUCACUUCCACCCCGACGCGGGCACUACCGGCAACGGGGCUUCGAACAACCAUCAUCACGGACCGCAACAGUACAGCACACCCUUCCCCGCCGAUGCCCUCGCGGCGAUGACAAGCUCCCAAUGGAACCAAUCCUACGAAGGCCUCCCCGGCGGGCAAAACAACCAUCCGCUGGUCGGCGUCUCGGCCGACACCUACGACCUCGAAGCGAACAACAACGCCUGGUCCCUGAUGCCCCCACCCGGCUUCAACGACGACUCGCCCAACAACUACAACAACAACAACAACGGCACCCACAACGCCCCGCCCCACCAGCAGCAGCACCACCACCAAUCCACCCUCGGCGACGGCAGCAUGCUCUCCCCAAACACCUCCGCCGGCGCCCCCUCCGCCGGCUACAACGCCUUCGACGACGGCGACCACGCCAACGCCGCCUACCCCCUCUCCGCCGACGACUGGCUCGCGCUGCCCAUGGACCCCCUCCUGAACCUCUCCGGCGCCGACGUCACCCAGACCCAGUUCGGCCUGAGCCUGAACGGCUUCGACGCCCUGGACGUCCUGCUCAGCGGGAACAACGGCUUCCAUCAGUCGUAG